AUGGCAUUUCUACGGUCCACAGCAACAACAACUAGCUUUGCCGUAGCGGCAGCAUCUGCUUUACCUGCAGCUUUCAUCUUCACCGGCCCUUCUUCAUCUUCCCUCCCUUUUCAUUUCCCUCAAUCCUUCAAACCCAUUUCCCUUUCUUUAUAUUCCCCUCCAUUCCCAACUUCAAAUUCCUUCGGAUUCGUCAGAAACUUUGCCCCUCCUCCCUCUGCUGUUCGUAUGGAAACACCCACUUCGGAAUCAAUCUCUUCCUCUCAGAACAAUGUUGAUCUGCCUGAACUUUUGACCGAGUAUAUGGUGGAUAUGAAAUGUGAGGGCUGCGUUAAUGCCGUCAAGAACAAAUUACAGGGUGUUGAUGGUGUAAAGAGUGUAGAUGUGGACUUGAGUAAUCAAGUGGUUAGGAUAUUGGGUGCAACGCCUGUGAAGAUAAUGACAGAAGCUCUGGAGCAGACAGGUCGAAAAGCUCGGUUAAUUGGGCAAGGGGUUCCCGAGGAUUUCCUAAUUUCUGCUGCUGUUGCUGAAUUUAAAGGCCCAAAUAUAUUUGGUGUGGUUAGAUUGGCUCAGGUAAAUAUGGAAUUGGCCAGGGUUGAGGCCAAUUUUAGUGGAUUAUCACCUGGAAAACAUGGUUGGUCAAUCAAUGAAUUUGGUGAUCUGACAAAAGGUGCUGCUAGCACAGGAAAAAUCUUUGGCUCUGCAGAUUCUGACCCUAGCAAUGAGCCUCUGGGUGACCUGGGAACAUUAGAUGUUAAUGAAAAGGGUGAAGCCUUUUUCUCUGGCAUCAAACAGAAGCUGCGAGUUUCUGACCUUAUUGGACGGUCAAUAGCUGUGUAUGAGACCGAAGACAAGUCGGUGCCAGGCAUUGCAGCAGCAGUAGUUGCUCGAAGUGCCGGUGUUGGAGAAAACUACAAGCAGCUAUGCACCUGUGAUGGGACUACCAUAUGGGAAGCAAGUGACAGGGAUUUUGUCACCAGCAAAGUCUAA
This is a messenger RNA of Cucumis melo (muskmelon), 987 nucleotides long. Its product is annotated as copper chaperone for superoxide dismutase, chloroplastic/cytosolic. NCBI's taxonomy places the organism in Eukaryota, Viridiplantae, Streptophyta, Magnoliopsida, Cucurbitales, Cucurbitaceae. Gene Ontology annotation, molecular function: superoxide dismutase activity; copper ion binding. The coding region runs from base 1 to 987 and encodes 328 amino acids. The transcript has 6 exons. The record is from RefSeq and is marked provisional. Gene Ontology annotation, biological process: removal of superoxide radicals.